Molecule: messenger RNA, 990 nt
Organism: Ilyonectria robusta
Lineage: Eukaryota; Fungi; Ascomycota; Sordariomycetes; Hypocreales; Nectriaceae
Exons: 2
Coding region: 1-990 (329 amino acids)
Source: RefSeq, a predicted model, not a curated record
AUGUCUACGGCACCCAUCAAGUUCGACCCUCACGGCGACGUCAAGCUACAAGUUGGUCGACGGGAGGAUUCAGGCCAAAUCAUAUUCACGGCCUGUUCUCGAACUCUGGCUCGCGUCUCUCCGGUGUUUGAGCGCAUGCUAUUUGGCAACUUUGCAGAGUCGAAACCGAAUACCACGUCUGGCAAGAAGGAGUGGAUUGUCAAGCUGCCCGCAGACAAAGCUGUUCCGCUUGCGGUGUUUAUGUACAUUUCCCACGGCCAUCUUCACCGAGUGCCAAAGACGCUGCCCAUCGACGAGCUGUACGACCUCACGACGUUGACCAAUUACUACGACAGCACCCGGAUACUGGGGCCUUGGGUGCAUACCUGGAUGGAGUCAGUCGAAGAGGACGUCAGGGACUCUCGGACAUCCAUGGUAAAGGCGCUCUGGGUUUCAUGGGAGUUUGGUCAUCGGGAUUUGUUUGAAAGAAUCGCGCACAAGAUGUUGAUGGAGGCCGAUGGACCUAUUGGCGCCGACGACCCUACUUUUCAAGACUUGAGCAUGCCCCCAGAGAUCAUUGAGAGGAUCGACGCAAUCCGUCUUGAUACGAUUCAGGAACUUCUCGACGUCUUCCAGGACAUGGUAGAUCAUCUCAUCGUGGUCGACGAGAAACCCAGGUGGUGUCGCCACGCAGAGUGGAUGGGUCACCACCGAUGCGAAUCCAUGAUCCUCGGCUCAAUGACAUUCUGCCUUGCCCGCGCAGGUCUUUGGCCACUCCCGCAUCCAGAAGACGUCCAAGUCAGCAUCAUAGGGCUGUAUCGAAAACUGACGAGCCUGAUUAUCCACGACAUUGGCAAGGCGGGCGAGAAGCCCCUCAUCGAUCAUCGCCAGUGCAAUCCCGGGCCUUUUCUCUUGGGCCAAGUCAGCAAAAUUAUCAACGACAUCGAACGCCCGGUGACGGAGAUCCACCGGAAACUGAUGGAGGAGCAGGUUCAAAGGUUGCAUCAAUGA